Messenger RNA from Lactuca saligna, 1245 nucleotides. The record is from the annotation of a GenBank genome assembly. NCBI's taxonomy places the organism in Eukaryota, Viridiplantae, Streptophyta, Magnoliopsida, Asterales, Asteraceae.
AUGGCCUGCCAAACCCAAAGACCAAUAGACCAUCGCCAUAUAUGCAUCAGUACAGUAACCCAAGUCACCACCGAACACCGCUUUUUGCUUUUCAAAUCAAGUGUGCGUGUGAAUCGGGUCUCUCUCUGUCUUUACAGAAACAUGGAUUCAUCACCACCACUUUCAUCAAUGGCAAGUCACCCGAUCAUGCCUCGGGUUGGUGUUGUUGCUGAUGAUCGCACUUCAGAAGAGGAUGUCUGCAGUAUAUGCCUCGACGCUUUUGAUUCCCAGGAUAACCCUCCCACUAUAACCACCUGCAAGCAUGCAUUUCAUCUCCAGUGUAUUCUUGAGUGGUCACAAAGAAGCAAAGAAUGCCCAAUAUGUUGGCAGUUGACUGUGUUAAAGGAUCCAACCAGUCAAGAGCUGCUAUCAAUGGUUGAGGAUGAAAGAAGCAUGAGAUCCAUUCUCACUGUUCGCCAUAUAUACGAGGAUCCUGAAGUUGAUCAUGAUGUUGAAUACAAUGAUACUCAUUUUGAAGAAGAAAUUAUGACAAGUUUUGGUAGCAGAAGGCACAAACAGAGACUUUCAGGAGUUGGCCCUUCGGUUCCAAGGGCAGAUUCGUCAAUUGGACAGGAAGAGUAUACUCCACUUGAAGAAUUCCACAGUUUAAGCUAUGCUUCAUCACAGGAUAACAGAGAUUCCAACACUAACCCUAGUGAGUCACCAAAUGGAAAUGGUAGCCCAAGAAGAGCAAUAGCAGCUGAUAUGCAUGCAUUCUCAGAGUCUGUUAAAUCCAAGUUUUCUGCUGCUUCAGCAAGAUAUAAGGAAUCUUUCUCAAAAAGCACUCAAGGUCAAAUUAGGAGCCGUGUAGAUCCGUUCAGAAUAUGAUCUGAUGGGUGUUUUUCACUUGCGAAAGUAAGUUGAAAAUCGAGCUCUACUUCUACAAGUGAUAAUAGUAAAGUGACGUACACUGAUGAACGGAUCUCGCAUAACAUCAAUAAGUGUAUUUGACAUUUUUUCAAGAUGGCUUAUGUUUCUAAAAAGAAUGACUACAUUUUUUUGUGUGGUUAGGAUUAUUACUAAAACAAGAUAUGGGUGAGAAGGAAAGAGAUUUCUUGGAGAAAUCCUUCCCUCUUAGCUCUAUUGUAAUUUCUUUUCCAUGAAUAUGUUUUUAUUUAAUGGUAUGAUGUCCCAAUAUAAUUGUGCUAGGAGUAUGAUUGUCCUACUACAUCUACGAAUGGUUCUCCAUUUCAUGCUUGAAUAGGG